Molecule: messenger RNA, 1231 nt
Organism: Aspergillus calidoustus
Lineage: Eukaryota; Fungi; Ascomycota; Eurotiomycetes; Eurotiales; Aspergillaceae
Source: the annotation of a GenBank genome assembly
AUGGUACACCAGUGGGAGGACGUGCAGCAGGAUAGCCAGGCCAUCCAGAUCCCGCGUGUAUUAGAUCACCCACUGCCCAUUUUACCAUGCCACACCAAUGGGGUUUUGUGCCAGCGUGACCCCACGCAGUGCCAGUACGUGGCCGCCAGCAUGAAUUCCAUGCGGAAGCACUGGCAAGCCACCCACAAGUGGUCACGGCAGGCCCGCCGUGGCCGCGUGGGCCAGCGGGAGAAGGCACGCAGCGAGGCGGAGCUCGCGAGGUCGUUCAGGCAGGUGGCAUGGCAGCAGGCGUUCCCAUCCAGCCCCGGGUCCCAUUACAUCCACAUCCAAUACCCAGAUGGCCGCCAGAGCCCACCACCGCCCGCAGAGCAGGCCCAGCAGGCCAUGGAUGCCAUGGUCAUCGCAUGGGAGCGGGCGCGGGCGCGCGAGGUAGAGCAGGCCACCAUCCAGGCAGAUAAGGCCAUGGAUGCCAACCCAUGGCUGCGCAUAACGGGGUGGGCAAGGUAUUUAGACGGCGUGCACCCGCAGGAUUUGCGCCAGCUAGUGGAGGCGCCCGUGGAGGUAGCCGAGGGGGAGGUAGAGGAGCUGGCGCGGCGCAGCCAGCAGACCGUGCAGCAGUGCGGCGCGGGCAUCCGCGUGGAGGCGGCCCGUACGGAGGCCGGCCAGACGCCAUACAAGCCAUUGCAGGCGUACAUGGACGAGGCCAGCAUUAAGAAGCACGUGCAGCCAUGGCAGCAGGUGCUAGCAUUCAUCGCGCGCACGCAGGCCGCCCAGGCAAGCCCAAGCCGGGAUAGCCGCCAGGAUAGCCAGGAUAGGGAUGAUAGUGAUGGUGGUGACCAUGGCAAGUGGCUAGGGAGGUUACCCGCGUAUGGGAUGACCCCGCGGCAGCGCCAGAAGUGGCAGGUGUUAUGGCAGCUAGCCAUGCCAGCCGUUAAGAGGCCCGAAGCAGAAGCCCAAGCUAGUGGCCAAGCGCGUGCGCAAGCCCGAGUCAGGGCAGGGGUGAGGGUGAUCCACACAUUCGCCGGGGCAGGCCAGAUCAUUGAGGACGUGUGGAGUGCCAGCCCCAGCCUAGGUAGCAGCCCAACCGCGAUGGAGACGGACGAGGAGACGGGCAUGGAUAAUAAGGAUGGGGUCCAGGCUGCAGAUGCAGAGGAGGUAGAGGCGUAGCAGAUAACCCCCAUAGAGCAGGCGUGCUUGGAGUUUUGCAUCGAGCUAAUAAACCAGCGCCACC